AUGCCAACAAAGCCAUCUUGGAAGCACAACAGUUUGCUUAUUCUCUUUACAUUCUUCUCUUGUUCUUUCUCAUACACAUUCACCAUAAUCAACAACUGCCCCCAUACUAUAUGGCCUGGUACUCUUGCAGGUUCAGGGAGUCCUCGGCUUUCGACGACCGGAUUCCAGUUGGACACGGCCCAAAGCAUCAAACUUACAACUGUUCCAGGAUGGUCAGGACGGAUAUGGGCAAGAACAGGUUGCAAAUUUGAUGCAACAGGAAUUGGCAAAUGCCAAACAGGUGACUGUGGGGGAAGGCUGGAAUGUGAUGGGAAUGGUGCUGCUCCUCCUACCUCACUGUUUGAGAUAACGCUUGGUGCAGGCAAUGGACAAGACUACUACGACGUCAGCAUGGUAGAUGGCUACAAUUUGCCAUUACUUGCUAUGCCACGAGGUGUAUAUGGUGGUGCCUGCAAUGCCACAGGUUGUGUUGUUGAUAUCAACAAAGGUUGCCCAAAAGAACUACAAGUAGUAGGAGAAGAUCGAUACCAAGGUGUAGUUGGGUGUAGGAGUGCUUGCGAAGCAUUCAAGUUGGACAAGUAUUGCUGCAGUGGAGAAUUUGCCAAUCCAAAUACAUGCCAGCCUUCCUAUUAUUCAACUAUUUUCAAGAAGGCCUGUCCAAGAGCUUAUAGCUAUGCAUUUGAUGAUGGCACCAGCACUUUCACUUGUAAAGCUUAUGAAUAUGACAUUGUUUUCUGUCCCUACAGCAAUAGGAUGAAAAAACCAAAUAUUGCAUCUCCUCCUCCACCGAGUAAACAGCCCUAUCGGAAGCAUCAGCAGGUCACUUCAUCAUCAAGCAUUCUAUUACCCUUUCCAGAGCUAAUUUUUCUCUCGGUUUCUAGUCUUACUUUCUUGGCAUUUCCAAAACACGGCCAGUGA
Messenger RNA from Abrus precatorius (Indian licorice), 918 nucleotides. Its product is annotated as pathogenesis-related protein 5-like. The transcript is spliced from 3 exons. Bases 1 to 918 code for a protein of 305 amino acids. The record is from RefSeq and is a predicted model, not a curated record. Gene Ontology annotation, biological process: defense response. Gene Ontology annotation, cellular component: extracellular region. NCBI's taxonomy places the organism in Eukaryota, Viridiplantae, Streptophyta, Magnoliopsida, Fabales, Fabaceae.